CAGUUAGUUGGUUAAUUAUUAGUUGAGUUGGUUUAGUGUUAUCUUUCUCCAGUCGAUGUCGCCAUGACCCAAACUGAGGAGGCCUGUGACUCACCUGUUCAGACCACCUGAGUUCAAAAUGGAGGCUACAGCAGGCCCAGAGAGCAUCACAAUGAUUUGCUUAUCCAGAUGUAAGUGAAGAGCCAUGGAUGUCCUCUCUUUUGGGAAUCUCCAGACGUUUGGGAAGAAAAUAGAGGUUAAAAAUCUGCUAAAUGAGUUAGCAGCAACCUGGAUCCUCCACAUGCAGAUCUCAAAACUGCCCCUGUGCCGGGGAGACAAUUUCUCAUCAGGCACCAGCAGCCGCAGCACCGAGCUCAUUCACGGAGGAGUCCGAUAUCUACAGAAAGCCAUCACGAAAUUGGAUUACAAACAGGAGCCUUAUUUUGCUAUCUGUAGGAACAUACGAAGGUCCUGGAGAAACAGCAGUAAACCUUUCCUUACAUAAAGGCUUGGAGUUGGGGAAGAUGGAGAAGUUCAGCCGAAUGGUAGUAAACUUUACAAUCACCUUUGGGCUGAGAGGACCAUUGGAGUGUAAGGGAGAUGGAGGAGCGGUCCACGGCGUCUCUGCACCAUCUCGCCUUUGCUCUCUCAGACUUCGGGUGAACUCAGGGGCCUUGAUUUGAUUGGUGCAGCUUUGAAUCAUAAGCUUUAAUUGUGCCUGACAUUUAAAGCUUCUCUCUGGUAUUUAAAGCAGUGUACAGGUGUGGCUCAUUACUGAGAGGGGGGAUAGGAGAUUUUCUGAUUUCUCUCUCAUUGCUGAUCUGUGGCAGCGUCUUAACUCAUCAUGCUGCCUGUCACCAUCCACGAAACCCCUACCUCACUCGCACAAAGCCACACGUGACCCAGCUAUCAUCAGUCAAAGUGGAGUUCAGGCCUAUCAUGAAAUGAUGGGCACCUUUUUUAGUGCUGCAAACACUGUCAAAGAGCGGGAGGCUGCAGACGGGGAAUAAAAAGACUGUUAACUUGCACAUGCUGCUUACCCUUCAGAGGGUGAAUCUUUUAUAGUAUUGCAAGGUGGUGAUUCACAUACUCUACUGCACUCAUGCAAGACAAACAGGUUGUUUAUUAUGCUCAAAGCCUGAAAUCCUUUCUUGAGCAAUUUAAGGUGUUCUGAGCACAUUAUAAUGCACCAUGAAAGUAUACAGUACCAAUCACUUUGUGCAGUGUUAAAAAUUGUAGCACUUAUCACAGCUGGAGAUGCAGAUAGCAGCAGUCUGACUGCAAAUUGUAGAAAUCUACAUCUGUCCCACGAUCUGUCCUGUGUGACUGCAAAAGUAGUUGUCACUUGUUUAUGUGAGCAAGUGUGAGAAAAUGCAUUUAGCUCUCAGAAAUAUAUACAUUUAUUCUGCAGUAGUUUCAAAAUGUAGCACAUCUAUAGAGCUGAAUUGUGCAUUUGAAACCCUCUUUGUUGCUAUUUUAAGAUACGAUAUGUGACCAUUCUUCAUUAAAAUUUCUAAAAUUAACUGGACACAUAACUAUGUAUUUUGUUCUGUACGUACAUUAUGUACGUACAUUAUCCAAAUUGUUUGCAACAAUGCUCAAACCCAGAAAAAUCCAUAUUUAUUCAAGGUAACAAGAUGUUUCUUUUAAUUGUGUGUAUCUAUUUAACGUGGAGCUUUGCUCGUCUGUGCUUUAACGUCCGGGGCAAAGGACGUGUGACUGUUUGUAUUGGUUACUCGAUCAUUCAUUGUCGUUUGCUGCAAAGCCUGAAUAAAGC
Paralichthys olivaceus (Japanese flounder) is the source of this 1756-nucleotide messenger RNA. Lineage: Eukaryota; Metazoa; Chordata; Actinopteri; Pleuronectiformes; Paralichthyidae. The record is from RefSeq and is a predicted model, not a curated record.